Messenger RNA from Galeopterus variegatus (Sunda flying lemur), 2108 nucleotides. RefSeq names its product solute carrier family 23, member 3 (gene SLC23A3). Gene Ontology annotation, cellular component: membrane. The record is from RefSeq and is a predicted model, not a curated record. Gene Ontology annotation, biological process: transmembrane transport. NCBI's taxonomy places the organism in Eukaryota, Metazoa, Chordata, Mammalia, Dermoptera, Cynocephalidae. Gene Ontology annotation, molecular function: transmembrane transporter activity.
AUUUCUCAUCCCUUUGCUCCACUUCGUUGACACUCCCACCCCUCUCCACCCCAGGCAGCUAACUUCACCCAAACUUUGACCUAUUACUCUCUCCACUUAACUCUGGCCCAGGGCAACCAAGACAAGACAUAAGAGCGGCAUGAGCCGAUCACUCCCCUAUCCCAUCCAACUCCAACCUGUGGGCUCCCAGGAUGCCCAGGUGCAGCCUGCUCUCCAGAAUCCUUCCUCUCACUCUUGGGCCUCUCUGUGUGGGCCUCCCUCCUGGGGCUUCAGCUGUCUUCUGGCUCUGCAGCAUAUCUUGGUCCUGGCUUCUCUGCUUUGUGCUUCCCACUUGUUCCUUCUUUGCAGUCUCCCUCCAGGAGGACUCUCGUACUCCCCUUCUCAGCUCCUAGCCUCCAGCUUCUUUUCAUGUGGGUCUACCAUCCUGCAAACUUGGAUAGGCAGCAGGCUACCUCUUGUCUAGUCUCCAUCCUUAGAGUUCCUUAUCCCUGCUCUGGUGCUGACCAGCCAGAAGCUACCCCUUGCCAUCCAGACACCUGGAAACUCAUCCCUUGUACUGCACCUGUGUAGGGAGCCUGGAUGUCAUGGCCUGGAGCUCUGGAACACUUCUCUCUGAGAGGUGUCUGGGGCAGUGAUGGUGUCCGGGCUGCUGCAGGGGACUGGGCUUUCAGGGGGUCCUAGCUAUGUGUUUCCCCACUGUGGGCCCCUGGUGCUGGCUCCCAGCCUGGUUGUGGCAGGGCUCUCUGUGCACAGCGAGGUGGCCCAGUUCUGCUCCUCUCACUGGGGCUUACCUUUGCUAUACUUGAGUCAUGAGAGGCUUAUCCUGCUCGUGAUGGUCUAUUCUCAGCACCUAGGCUCCUGCUAGGUGCCCCCAUACCCCUGGAGGCCAGCUGCAGCAUCUCCAUCUCACACUCACUUCCCUGCCUUCUGGCUCCUCUUGGUGCUGAUCCCUGUGGCCUGUGUGUGGAUCAUCUCUGCCCUUCUGGGUUUCAGCAUUAUCCCCCUGGACCUAUCUGCCCCACCAAGGCACCGUGGUCUCAGGUAGUCUGAUUCUAAGGCUGCUCCUUCUCCUUCCCCAGGUGAGUGGGACUGGUCCUUGCUGACACCUAGGGCUCUGGUGGCAGGCAUCCCCAUGGCCUUGGCAGCUUCCACCAGCUCCCUGGACUGCUACACCCUAUGUGGCAGAUUGCUGCAUUUGCCUCCUCCACCUCCGCAUGCCUGCAGUAGAGGGCUGGGCCUUGAGGGGCUGAGCAGUGUGCUGGCUGGGCUGCUGGGAAGCACCAUGGGCACUGCAUCCAACUUCUCCAAUGUGGGCACAGUGAAUCUUACCCAGACUGGAUCUCGGCAAGUGGCCCACUUCAUGGGGCUGCUCUGCAUGGGGCUUGGGCUCUCCCCCAGGCCUACUCAGCUCUUUACCACUAUCCUGCUACCUGUACUUGGUGGGGUGCUGGGGGUGACCCAGGCUGUGGUCCUGUCUGCUGGAUUCUCUAGCUUCCACCUGGCUGACAUUGACUCUGGGUGGAAUGUCUUCAUUGUGGGUUUCUCCAUCUUCAUGGCCCUGCUGCUGCCAGAAUGGGUUCGGGAAGCCCCGGUUUUACUCAGCACAGGCUGGAGCCCCUUGGAUGUGUUAUUGCACUUGCUGCUGAGAGAGCCCAUCUUCUUGGCUGGACUCUUGAGCUUCCUCCUAGAGAAUACUAUUCCUGGCACACGGCUUGAGCGAGGCCUAGGUCAAGAGCUGCCAUCCUCUUUUGCUGCCCCAAAGGCUCAAAUGCCUCAGAUAUCCAGACACAAGGCUGCUCAAGAGUAUGGGCUUCCUUUCCCCAUCCAAAACCUUUGUCCCUGCAUCCCCCAACCCCUCCGUUGCCUCUGCCCACUGCCUGAAGACCCUGGGGAUGAGGAAGAAGGACCCUUUGAGCUAGGAGAGAUGGCAGACCUGCUGCCUGGCUCUGGAGAGCCAUGCACUGCAUCUAGCAGAGGAGGGUUUAGAUCCCAGUAAUUACCAGGAGUCUUAGUUCUUCCCUGGUUAGUUUAACUGUAACUUCUAGCUUGCUGGUGAAUCAAUUCCCAGGUUCUACUUUCUCCUGGGGUGUGUGUGUGUGGGGGGAGAG